Messenger RNA from Eubalaena glacialis (North Atlantic right whale), 986 nucleotides. RefSeq names its product methylmalonyl-CoA epimerase (gene MCEE). The record is from RefSeq and is a predicted model, not a curated record. Gene Ontology annotation, cellular component: mitochondrion. The coding region runs from base 46 to 792 and encodes 248 amino acids. Gene Ontology annotation, molecular function: methylmalonyl-CoA epimerase activity. Lineage: Eukaryota; Metazoa; Chordata; Mammalia; Artiodactyla; Balaenidae. The transcript is spliced from 4 exons. Gene Ontology annotation, biological process: L-methylmalonyl-CoA metabolic process.
CUUCCGACGCAUGUGUACGUCGGGAAUUAGCUAACGCUUCCCAAGAUGGCGCGUGUGCUGAAGGCGGCGACCGCGAGCGCCGUAGUCACCACUUCUCUGAGUGGCCCUGGAGGCGAGGGCACCCGGCUAAGGGGCAGCAAGGCUGGACCAGAAGCAAAUGCAGUAAAUGGCAGAGGGACAGUGAGGUUGUGUUUACCGCGCCCCGUGAGAGACGGGGGAGAAACCAGAGGAAGGACAAGUCCUGUGAAAACGCAGGCUGAAGCUCUGGGCUCGGCCAGCAUCCUGCUGAGAACGCUGGAAGGGCUUUUUCCCAGACUUCAAACUCCAGUUCCAACAGUAAGAACUUUUUCCAUGUCCCUGUCCUCGCAUCAAGUGGCUGGUCCUGUAUGGAACCUUGGUCGACUCAAUCAUGUCGCAGUAGCAGUGCCAGACUUGGAAAAGGCCAAGGCAUUUUAUAAGAACGUUCUCGGGGCCCAGGUAGGUGAGACGGUCCCUCUUCCUGAGCAUGGAGUAUCCGUUGUUUUUGUCAACCUGGGAAAUACCAAGAUGGAGCUGCUUCAUCCACUGGGAAAUGACAGUCCAAUUGCAGGUUUUCUGCAAAAAAACAAGGCUGGAGGAAUGCAUCACAUCUGCAUUGAGGUGGAUAAUAUAAAUGCAGCUGUGAUGGAUUUGAAAGAAAAGAAGAUUCGUAUUCUAAGUGAAGAGGCCAAAAUAGGAGCACAUGGAAAACCUGUGAUUUUUCUCCAUCCUAAAGACUGUGGUGGAGUCCUUGUGGAAUUGGAGCAAGUGUGACUUACAUUCUCAAGAAACUAAAUUAAUUGCCCUGAAAAAGCCUUAUCAAAAUGUGCUUUGGCAUUGAGUUCUUCACUGCUUCCAUCACUUAAAAGUUAAAUCUAAUCACAGAGAGAGAUUUUUAAAAAUUAUAUGUGUGUGUAUAUAUAUAUACACACAUAAAAUAUUUGCUAAUUACUUUGGUUUUUUUCCCU